Molecule: messenger RNA, 1026 nt
Organism: Lichtheimia ornata
Lineage: Eukaryota; Fungi; Mucoromycota; Mucoromycetes; Mucorales; Lichtheimiaceae
Exons: 1
Coding region: 1-1026 (341 amino acids)
Molecular function (GO): nucleic acid binding
Source: RefSeq, a predicted model, not a curated record
AUGCGUCCAAUCAGUAACCAGAAGAAAGAGGAUGUGAAACAUCUUCUACAACAAGGUACACCAUACCGCGAAAUCUCUACACUCACUGGUGUCUCCCUUGGAGCUAUUCGAGCUAUUCGAAAGGACCUGAAUGUCGACAUUGAACCUAAUGGAGCUGGUCGAAAGCGCAUAAUGUCAAGCAAUGACAUUCGUGUUGUCAUUCGGAAACUCGUAACUGGCGAAUACAAGAGUGUUGAAGACGCAAGCCGUCAGCUCCGAGCUACCUACCCCAACAAGGUGACCCCAAGUGCUGAAACGAUUCGUCGUGAAAUGAAGCGUCUCAAUUACACCGCAAUUAAGAAGCCCAAUGUGUUGCCAUUGACCCGAUCGCGUCGCAAUGCACGAUUCCGGUUCGCGCAAGCAUAUCGUUCUUGGACUGUAGAGGACUGGAAACGUGUUGUUUUCAGCGACGAGACAAAAGUGAACCGUUUGGGAAGUGAUGGCCUUCAUUGGACUUGGAUUGAUCCUGAUGGCAAAUUACGUGAACGCAAUGUUAUCCAUACAUAUAAGCAUGGUGGCGGAAGCAUCAUGAUCUGGGGCUGUUUUUGUUGGUCAGGGCCCGGGUUUAUCACCAAAAUUCAAGGAACCAUGAAUGCCGACCUCUAUUGCAGCAUUUUGGAUGAUGAAUUCAAGCAAUCAUUGGAAUAUUACGGCCUUGAAGUGAAUGACAUCAUCUUUCAGCAAGAUAAUGAUCCUAAGCACAAGUCCCGGAAAGCCACCCAAUGGUUCCAGGAUAAUGGUGUUGAGGUCCUACCAUGGCCAUCGUACUCUCCAGACCUCAAUCCUAUCGAACAUAUGUGGGCAGAGCUCAAACGCAAGUUGCUUCUCUAUGAUGAGCCUGCUAAGUCCAUGACCGAGUUCUGGGAAAGGGUUUCCUAUACCUGGAACAAGUGUAUGACGAAGGAAUACUGUGAGAGACUCAUAGAAAGCAUGCCACGACGUAUAGAAGCCUGUUAUAAAGCAAGAGGAGGCUAUACUAAGUAUUAA